AUGGGUACAACAUUACUUAUGAGCUCAACUUACCAUCCACAAACAGAUGGGAAGACUGAGAGAGUCAAUGCAUGUUUAAAAUCUUAUUUAAGAUGCAUGACCAGUUACAGACCUACCAAAUUGAAAAGACAAGCUAUGGGGGUUAUACUCAAAUCCACUCUUGAAGAGGCACAAAACAGAAUCAAACAACAAGCUGAUAAGAAUAGGACUGAAAGAGAAUUCCAGGUAGGGGAAUGGGUUUAUUUGAGGUUACAACCUUACAGGCAAACAUCUGUGCAACUCAGAAGGAGUCUGAAACUGUCAGCCAAAUUCUUUGGUCUCUAUCAAUUCACUGCAAGAAUGGGGAAGGUAGCCUACAAGAUCUAUUUACCUUUUACUUCAAAAAUUCAUCCAGUGUUCCAUGUAUCACAGUUGAAGCCAAAGCUGGGAGAAGUGUUACUUCCACAGACCACACUGCCAUCAUUAGAUUCCAACGGAUAUAUGAAGGUCACCCCACUCCAAGUUUUGUCUACUAGAAAUGUGAAGAAACAUCAAGAACUUUUGGAGCAGGUUUUGGUGCAAUGGGCACACUCAACAGCUGCUGAUGCCACUUGGGAAGACAAGGCUUCUAUCAGAAAGCAGUUUCCAAAGAUGAUUCUUGAGGAAAAGAAUCAUAUUGAGUAG
Molecule: messenger RNA, 663 nt
Organism: Papaver somniferum (opium poppy)
Lineage: Eukaryota; Viridiplantae; Streptophyta; Magnoliopsida; Ranunculales; Papaveraceae
Exons: 2
Coding region: 1-663 (220 amino acids)
Molecular function (GO): nucleic acid binding
Source: RefSeq, a predicted model, not a curated record